This is a messenger RNA of Rosa chinensis, 2182 nucleotides long. Its product is annotated as ATPase family AAA domain-containing protein FIGL1. Gene Ontology annotation, molecular function: ATP hydrolysis activity; ATP binding. The transcript is spliced from 13 exons. The record is from RefSeq and is a predicted model, not a curated record. Lineage: Eukaryota; Viridiplantae; Streptophyta; Magnoliopsida; Rosales; Rosaceae. The coding region runs from base 54 to 2057 and encodes 667 amino acids.
AACCCGACCUCAGAAUUUUUCGAGGACCUAGAGAGAAAAAGAGAGAGCGCGAAAUGGCGGGAAAGGAGGAACCGAACUCCGGCGAAGAGGUCUGCUGGAGAAAGCAAGUCGGCGAUAACGUAAACCGCCUUCAGUCCCUUCUCUUCGGAGCCGAACUCGCCGCCGAGAGAAAUGACUUCUCCUCCGCUCAGAUAUUCUCUCUUCGUCUCCUCGGCUUUCUCGACUCACAGUCUCACUCUCAGCUCGACGGCGCUUUCGUCGGCCCUAUUCGCCGCGAAGUCGUCUCCAAGCUCGGAGAGGCCCGCCUUGCCCUCACUUCUGAUUCCGAUCGCAAAGCUUUCGAGCAAGCGAAAAAAGAUCCUGGUUUUGUUUUCAGCACAAAGGGAGAUAUUGACAUUGGGAGGAUUAAACAGUCAAAGUACUUUCAGGCUCUUCUUCAGCAGCCUAACAAUGGAAAGGUUGUGAAUGAUUUGGGAGAUCAACUGGAGAGGCGGGACAAAUUGGCUAGCAAGUUAUCAAAAGCUAUGACACAAACUAAGUUGGCAUCAUUGUACAAAAACAACAUUGGGACGGCAAGUAAGGACACAUCCCGUAGUUCUUGGGCUCCUAAAAGUAACAGCUCUGAGGACUGCACUAUUGUGGAAAAGCGUCACUCUCAUCACAACCGUAACAGCAGUCAUACUACCUCAUCUUUUCAAAAAGUUGAAGAGGAAGAAAGAGCUCAUGGGUAUCCCUUAGGCCCUAAACGUGUACACAGGGAAUUUAAUAGCCCCAUUAUUGAUAAUAUGAAGUCCCCAUCAGCCAAUGAAGAUGCUAAUGCCGAUGUUUCUGGCAAUGGAUUUGUAACUGCCAAAGCCAAAUUGGAAAUGGAUGUGAGGCAAAGGCGAGGGUUAGCUGCAUCAUCAAAUACUUCUGUCUCUCCUCAAAGUGAUAACAGUGUUGCUAAUAGGGGUUUUAGCACGAGAUCAUAUGGUGUUUCACGUCGAGGUGUCCGCGGUAAUUUUAUUCCUCCUGUCAGAUCUAAUGGGGGCAAUGUUGGGAAUAUGACUUCAAAAAUUGGUGGAAAGUCGGAUGAUGCAUUAGAUGACUCAACUAGGAGCUGUAUGGAAAUGCUCAGCGGUCCUGAUGGGGAGCUCCCAGAAAAAUUAAGGAACUUGGAACCUCGUCUUAUUGAACAUGUCAGUAAUGAGAUUAUGGACAAGGAUCCAAAUGUUCGAUGGAAUGAUAUUGCUGGCUUGGAUCAUGCUAAAAAGUGUGUGACGGAGAUGGUUAUAUGGCCCCUGUUACGUCCCGACAUUUUCAAAGGAUGUCGUUCUCCUGGAAAGGGUCUUCUUCUCUUCGGUCCACCAGGAACAGGCAAAACAAUGAUUGGGAAAGCCAUAGCUGGAGAGGCAAAAGCAACGUUCUUCUACAUCUCUGCCAGUUCAUUGACGAGCAAAUGGAUUGGUGAGGGUGAAAAGUUAGUUCGGGCCCUUUUUGGAGUAGCCAGUUGUCGGCAGCCAGCUGUAAUUUUUGUUGACGAAAUCGACUCACUUCUCUCACAGCGUAAGUCAGAAGGUGAACAUGAAUCAAGUAGGCGACUCAAAACACAGUUUCUUAUUGAAAUGGAAGGCUUUGACAGUGGCAGUGAGCAAAUUCUUCUAAUAGGGGCAACAAAUCGACCCCAAGAGCUUGAUGAAGCAGCACGUAGGCGACUUACUAAGAGACUUUACAUUCCGUUGCCUGCAUCAGAAGCGAGAGCCUGGAUAGUGGAGAAUCUCCUGGAGAAGGAUGGUCUAUUCAAACUUUCAAGGGAAGAUAUUGAUAACAUAUGCAAAUUAACAGAAGGGUACUCAGGAUCAGACAUGAAAAACUUAGUGAAGGAUGCCUCUAUGGGUCCUCUAAGAGAAGCUCUGAGACAAGGCAUAGAAAUAACAAAUCUUAAGAAGGAGGAUAUGCGCCCGGUAACUUUUCAGGAUUUUGAGAGUGCAUUACAUGAGGUGAGGCCCUCUGUUUCCUUGAAUGAGCUUGGUACCUAUGAUGAUUGGAACAAGCAAUUUGGAAGUUUGUCCCUUUAGGAAUCAAUCCGUUUUGUAUAUUGGUGAAACAAAACAGGCAUAAUAUGGACAAUAAUAGCAGUCUUUGUUUUUUCUUUCACCAAAAACAAAAAAUAGGCUAAUAUAUAGCACUCUCUUAAUAGAAA